UAAUUUUUGAAUUUAAUACAGUUAAAAUUUAAAAACAAAAUGUAUACUUCUUAUUUGCCCACCCUGUACCAUCAAACCAUAGAGUGCUCAAAGUUCAAAGUUCUUUGCCUUUGCAGGGCGAAUGUUUGAUUCAUUAUAACUGUUAUUUAAUACCUGUGUUUUACAACAUGUAUGCAAAUAAAGAACUUUGAACUUUGAGCUGCUAGGCCAGUACCUUGGUCUGACUCUGCGAAAACUAAUCAAAAUAAAAAAAAAUGCGUGUAAAAUGCUUCAAUAGGGCUUUACUUACUUUACUCUUUAGGCACUAACCGAUACAAGAAUAAUUAUGGUUUUUGAACGGAAACGACAACUGUCAGUGAGCUGUCAAUGUCAAAACAUCCAAAGUCAAGCGUUUACAAAACUUAUCAAGUUUUUCAGCUUUAUCGAAUAUUGUGAUCUCUGUGAUGAAAUAAUACGGUAUGAUUUUAAAACAUAAAAAUAGCUUCUAUAAUAUUUAUUCGUUUUCUGAUAUUACUAUAAAUUAAUCUCAUAUCAUUUGGUGUUGCGGUUGAAAUAUUUGUAUUUGUGCUGCGCUAUAUUUCGCCACUAGCGCUCCUUGUAAAUGCGCUAUUGGCAUUCUAGCAUGAUUGAUUUUUAUCCUUAUUCCACUCUGAAGUUCCCAGCUGUUUAACUGCAAUAUCUGCAUUGCGCCUGCCUGAACUGAAUGCACUUGUAAAAAAGUUUUCCGGGAACCAGGCCCCUGGAUUUCAGUCAUCAUGUCGACCGCCGUAGACGAAAGGGUUACAGAUGAAGUGGAAGCUUUGGAAGCUAUUUUAAUGGAUGAUGUGGUUAUAAAGAGGGUGGAUGACGUGCCACAUACGAUUGAAACAGUGGUACAUCCAUCAACAGGAGAUGACACCGACCAGCAGUAUGUUUGUGUGACCUUGGAGGUUAAACUGACUCCAGAUUACCCUGACAGCAGCCCCGAGGUGACGCUGCGCAACCCUCGAGGCCUAGACGAUGUUCUGCUGAAUACUAUUAAUUCACAAAUCAAAGAAAAGUUGGUUGAAUGCCUGGGGCAGCCUGUUGUCUUUGAGCUUAUUGAGCUAAUCCGUGAGAACCUAACCGAGAGCAACCUCCCAAGCGGUCAGUGUGUGAUCUGCCUGUACGACUUCAUCGAAGGGGAUGUGUUCAUCAAGACGCAGUGCUACCACUACUUCCACAGCCACUGCCUGGCCAGUCAUCUCAUCGCCGGCCGGAAAUAUUACCAGGAAGAGCUGGAGAAGCUGCCCAAUUGGCAGCAGAUGCAAGCCCCACCUUAUCAGCAAACAUGCCCAGUGUGCCGCUGCGCAGUGUCCUGUGAUGUGGAGACCCUGAAGAAAGCUCCAGCACCAGUGGAAUCCAUCACUGCCCCACCAUUCUGCCUUACUGCCGAAUUGAAGGCGUUGCAGUUAAAGAUGGCGGCGCUCCUGGCCGCGCAGGCCGCCAAGGGAGGCGUCGUGGGCGACGGCCCGGACGGCCCGCCGCCGCUCACCAUCACCAGCCCCACCAACAGCGACAGUGAGGCCAGCAACGGUUCCGCCAGCGCUACUGCAGACGUGAAACCCGCAUCGCCCGGCGCACAGAACGGCCACGGAAAUGCCUCGCAGUCUGAGCCGAGCUGUCGCCCGCCAUACAGGGGCUUCAACCGGCGCGGCAAGCCGGGCCGGCGCGGGCGCGGCGCGCGGUGACCGCGGCCGCCCCGCCCCGCGCGCCGCGCCGCCUAGCUACUGCACCUGCCCCGCCCCGCCCGACCCCACCUACACAAAACCCACCUUAUCUGUUGUUCGGUAAGCUUCACUUUCCUUUGCACGUGUGACCCGUCGAGCGGAUUCAAUAGUCGAUACUCUGUGAGCUUUAUCUGCGCGCCCGGUCUGCCGAUGAUCGAAUCGAAAUAUGAUUUCUGUAAACGGGACCUUAUUACCUACGAUGUGAGAUCUGAUUUCCUUUGCGCAGCUGACGUAUCGAACCAUGAAUCAAAUAGUAGUACUGAUUUUAGUGACCACAGAAAUGUUUUCGUGUGGUCACGAAUAAAUUACGAUGGUAAGUGUAUCAUUGAAGAAUUCGGACGUUUUGGCUGUGAUAUAAACGCUUCCCGGGGUAGUUUUUGUAAAUUGAUUUUAGACUUUGUUUUUAAAGCGUUAAUGUUUAAUUUGCAUCCCAUUUGGUGUAGUCAGCAGAAUAAAGUCAGUAUCGAGUUUGCGGCCAAAGGUUUAGUGUGGUCUUUCAAUAGAACGGGUGAAUCGCAGAUGAACGUUAAUUUAAACCUUAUUUCCAACGAAUUACGGUUGUAUUUUGAUAGCACAGUAAGCAAAUCACGUAGUGUUUGUCGAUCAUGUAAAAAUAUUUUUUACAAAAAUAUAAACCAGAAUGAUCAGUACAUAAAAAACACAUCUCUAAACAUAUUGUUGAAAAGCUUAGUCAUUUUAUGUAAAAUUAAACAUACACGUAUUUUAAACGCAGUGUUUGCGGGUGUUUUGGUAAAUAAACGUAAGAGUGAGACUGAAAUGUACAUAAUUAGGACUGAGAGCGCAGACUCGAGUCUCCUAUUAGGUGCUAGAUUUGCCAAAUUGAGUGUUACAUUCGUAUUGAAAUUAGAAAUAUCAGUGCCAAUCGUUUCCAAUACAGGGUCCCAUUUUCCUCACACCGAUUUCAAAAGUCGGCCCACGUACCUAUCGAGACUGAUUUAUUAUUGUUACCCAUAUAUGUGUAAAUGUUUUUAUUGUUGUAUUUUUAGUGUUAACUCUCUGGUAUUAUCGUAUUUGGACCAAUAUUCCUUUCGAGCAAAGCGUUGUGAGUAUCAUGAUUUUAGUCAUAGAUAUUUGUCAUACUACGAGUCCAGUUGGGUAGGCUGGGGACCUAGCCAAGAUGACAAUUGUGGACAAAAUACCAAUCAAAACUUAAAUAAAGUAUAGAAAUAUGAGCUCCGAUGCAGUGGAGUUCGUCUAGUUAUAGACAAAUAUUGUGUUUAUUAUACUAAAUUGUACACAUGCAGUAUGUUUAAUCUAGUUUAUUUUUAUUGUAUAAUAAAAUUGCAUGAGACUUUUAUUGUUGAAAAGUGAACUUUUAUAAAACGUUGUCCAAAUCAUGUCCUCUCGCACAGCACUACUGCAUGCAUGUAUUCGAAGCAAAAUUGACAGUACAUUGGCAGAGCCGCAGCCGUGUUGCAUUUUUUUGGUAAUAGCCGUAUUAGCCCUUUCUACAACCGUUAUAUUCCUGCCCAAAAAAAAUAAAAAUCGCUCAUUUUUUUCUUUCACUACAAAUGAUAUUUCUUGUAUUUGGAUUUAGUUUUUGUAGAAUAUUUCCAUAUAAAAUUAAACUAUAUUAGUAUUACCAUUAAACAUUAGUGUUUUAUUUUAAAUACAAUAUUAUUUUUAUAUAAACAGGAUGACCCCAAAAAAUGGUCUGACUAGAUGAAAACAUAUGCAUCGGGGCUCUUAGUCUCGUGACUUUCCAGCAUCUGUUAUCCCGAUAUAUUUUUGCCUUUCGUUCGGCAAAAAAACGUACGAACGUCACCUUCAUCAUCACCUCCUUCAUCGUCACCUUCAUCUCAUCUCAUCAUGUCAUCUUGGCUAGGGCCCUUGAUCACCCGAUAAUUCCCCAAUAAUUAGUUAUUUGGAAAAUAAAUCUUGAUUUGACAAAAGUGUCUCUUAGCAAACAUCAAUUUCUUGAUAAGGUGAAUCCGCUUCAUAAAUUCAGACUCAUCCGUCCGUUUUUGGAACUAGUUUACAUUCGGAAACGGUUCGGAAUUAGGAAUUAGCCAAAUACUUACUCAAUGCUCACCUUUCCAUGUCUCAAGGUCGGGGUCCUCAGGAGAACAGCCUUUAACUCUUUGAACGCCACGUCUAUCGUGCGCGGCUCGUUAAUGUGAACCUUGGCGGAAUGCACCAAGGUUGAUAUUGUGUUGUAGCCGGGCGCGUCAGUUGACGUCUUUAGCGGCCAAAUUGUUAAAGCACAUUAAAAAAACCUUAUGAAACGUGUUCGUUUUCAUGUAGAAAUGAACUUAAUAAAACAACGCACAAUUUUUUAUUAGUACCUGUUUCUCUAAGAAGCUUCUAUUCAGGCUGUUCUUUAGCAAUACGAAGUAAGAUUCAAUUUGAUAAAUGAAAAACGCUCAAUCUAAGUGAUGGAAAUGAUGGAUGCAUUUAUCGACGCAAUGACUACACGACCACAUGACACGGUAGCACAGAUCCAUAGAAACAGACGGACGCCGUCUGUUAUUGCGUGUGGAAUGAUUUGGUGUUAAAUGCUCUAUCAAUAAUCAAGUAUCUAUGUGAAACAUAGAAAUCAUUGUACAGUUUGCUUUUCUGUUUUUUAAUGUACUUAAUUCAUUGUCAUAAGUCGAGCUUUUUUAAUGUUUUCCAAGGGCAGCUUUUUAUGAUAUGACAGUGUUACGAACUGUUCAAGAGCUUGUCUAAAAUUGUAACAUUUCUGUCUCUUUCAAGAAUAAAUUUUGUUUUACAUUACAUUCGUUUAACACGGAAACAUGAAUCGCCAGUACCUACCUAUGCGUAUCAUGUUUAGACUUUUCAGGAUGGGCGAAUAAAAAAAUACAUAGUUACGUGUAGUUAUGGGGACCUGUGAUUAUUCUUAAGUCAAUUGGUUAUAUGGUUUUACAAAAAUUACCAUGUGAAUUGUAUUAUAUUGUACUUAAUUAAUACCCACACAUUUGAGCGUGUAGCAUAGGCCAACACAUGCAUGUAACUUAAAUAGAAACUGCGUAAUUGUCGUAACACAAUUAAUUAACUUAAUACUAAUCACAGGUCCUUUCGUUUUUUUUUUUGCAUUUAAUCCAAAUGUCAUUCUAAAUGUCAAACUGUCUUAUAAACGAAACGGACACACAACGUAAAGUACCCACGUAAAUAUAAGCAUAAGUACCUCAAACCGACAAAACCUUGUAGAGUCAGUAACUCUGCGCGGACAUUGCAGUGACGGAGUGUGGUGGUGCCACCAUACACGUCAACUUCCACCAAAAACACUAGAGCAAGUAUAUUAAACAGUUGUCACAGUCGUGCUCCCGUGAGGGACAGAACAUAUUUAUGCAAAAACAACCUACGUAAUUUGGUCGGGUUAUUUUUUGCGCACCAAGCUUCGGUGAGGAACAACAAAAUAUCUACCGCUUUGACAUGUCACUUAGACUUUUUGGUAGUAGGCAAAAAUUAUAUUUGAGAAUGAUAAGCACAAAGAAUAAUAGCGCUUUCAAGCUACUUCUAUUAAAAGUUCCGUAAGACCAUCCCGUUCGGCCAUCUCACUCCUCCCUUGUCUUUUCUAUGGUCAAUCAUCGUCAUCAUCGUCUUCUAGUCGUUUUUGGCCACAGCGACUGCUUUCUACCGCUGAGAGUGUCCCUGAUGCGCUCUCAGGUGACUGACUUAACCAAUAUUUGUCACGUGUGGCCACACCUGCUGCAGGUCAGCACCCCUCCGUCGUAAUUAUAUGUGAUGGCCACAUGUGGUCUGGCCACUCGUCACGCUUAGCGUCGAGUUCUGUGCGUCCUGUGUCUGCACAAUAUGCCUCCACUGUGGACGGUCACCUGCUAGUCUCCCAUGUGGCUCUAUAUGAGCUCUCUUCAUAUGCCGCUUCAACACAUCUUUGAACCGCAGAAAUACAUUACACUUCUUUCAACCAAAAACAUGACGUCCCUCACUUCGUCACUACACAGCCGGUGCAGAGUUCGCUUUAAUUAAAACCUUGUAGCUUAAGCAUAUUUAAAGUUUCCGGUGGGGCGGCACAACUUAGUUAUAAUUUCUCAUGUAAUCUUAGCGUAAUAAGACACGUUUCUGUGACGCAUCCUAGUCAGGACCUAGGUCUAGGUAGUAAUGUAACAUUCGUGUCAAAGUUUGGCCAACUUAUUGCAACAUAAUCAUUCUGGAUACAUUAUAAAAUGUAUUUAAAAAUAUACAUGUGAUUUUUCAACUUGAGUAAAAAAAUUUAAGCUGUAAAAGAGUAGGUAUGUUAGUUCACUCUUCUUUUCAAAUAGCGACUUUAUUUCCAAGGGUCCUCUUUGAACAUUUAAAAAUAUAACCUAGACUACACUAAGUACUUAAAAUAGUUAAAAAAUUACCUGUUUACCUAAACUUACAUUUAUUUAAAUGUUGUCUUUACCUACCUACUAUUUUACAGUUUAUUAAACAGAGAUCUGCGACAAGUUGACCAAAUAUACGUAACUUUUCUAGCCAGAGAAUUAAGAUUUUAUAGCUAGCUAUGAUUUUCGUUAUAUAAGUUAUCAGUUAAGCUUUGUUCCAAUCUUUUCUUAUACUUGGAAUGCUACCUUUGUGUAGAAAUAGUUUCUUCUUUGAGGUUAACAUUAACAUAACAUAGUUUUGUUAUAAAAUGUUUUCUUGGAGUGGUGUAAAAACAUGAGAGUAACCAUGCAUAUUUAUUACGUAUUUUUUCAUAUGCAAGUAUAGAACGGGACAAAGUAGGCAUUUCUGAUGUUUUUUUUUGUGUUAAUUACAUUUAGUGUAAUGUACUAGAGUGUAGGAGCGCAUAUUUGUUUUAUAAAUUGAUUGAAAAUCAAUGAAAUAUAUUUAUAUUUGCAGAUUUAUGGGAAUUUGACUCGUAUGAAAGUAAUGUAUUUAAACUAUAGUUUAUAUGAUUUGGAUUUUUUACUAUUUUUGUGUAUAAAAUAAAUUAUACUUUAAAACGUAUUUACUGAAAAGUGUACUUCAGUAAGCCAGCAGCUGAAGCUUAAUUCUAGUAAAUGUGUAAAAGAUAAAAAAUGAAAUAAUGUCAUUUUAAUCGCUAAAAAGUUAGUAUAAUCAGUCGCUUCGUAUCUGUAUCUACUGAUUUUUUAAUACCAUUUUAUUCUUGUACAAAAUAACGAUGUAAAAAUACGUAAGCUUGUGAUACCUUGAACUACACAAAGUUAUAAUUUACAUUUUCAUAACAUGCCAUUAUUCAACUGAAAAUAUUGAUCAUUGGCAUAGAUCAUAGUAAUUUUGUGAAACGGAUCACAACAAAUCACAGUAAGUGGCCCAGGACCGCUUCGACAACAAUCCUAUUUCGUCACCUAUUUAAAUCGUCCUCAAAGCCAUGUCGUCAGCAUAUAAUGUUUAAAUCGUCACCUUCCUAACUCGUCUACAUUACUUUUUUGACUACAGUCCCAGAUUGUCUACAUUCCUAUUUUGACCAGUGUCAGCUCGUCAACAUUAUUGUACCAUCCAUUAUCCUGACUGCCUUUUAUGAAUACGACAUCGGCACUUUUCAUUUACUUUUGCAUUGCUUUUUUCCAACUAGACACCUAAAAAGUUUUGUUGUCUAGUCGUGUAGUAGUUGUGUUGGCCUGUCAUUUGACCUCCACCAAUGUCAGCACUGUGGACCUAUAGGAAUGUGGACGAGUUAAAACUGUGGACCACAUAGGAAUGAGGACAAGAUAGGAAAGUGAUGAUAUAGGAAAAUUUACGAAUCAGAAUAGUGUACCAUAUGACAAUAAUUUAAGGUGUCGAAAUAGGAUUAUAGACGACGCGGUACUGAGCUCAGUAAGUGUAUAUUUUGUAGCUGCUUGUUUGUAAACAUUACUGCUGCGGGCUAAACACGGUCGCAUUUUUAUCGCCUGUCACCAUGCCUGUCUCGUUCUAACAAGUAUGUAAGUGCGAAAGUGACAGACAUAGUGACAAGUGAUAAAAAUGCAACCAUGCUGCCACCGCUGUAGACUAGAUACUUAGUGACAAUAUAUUAAUAGGUACUCUACACAACUUGUUGGGCAACUUUAAGAAGAUAGUGUAGGACCUCUGCUCCAUAUAAAUGUAGUCCCAAUUACCCUCCCUGGACAUUGACAUUACGGGAAAUAUCUAAUUUUACUUAAUUUAAUGUAUAUUAACCAUACCUAUUCCCCUUCGUUGGCUUUUUUCGAUUUGUUGAUUAAGUAAUUGAUUAUUAUAUGAGUUGGAAGCAAAAAACAAAUUCCAUGCAAUUUUUAUGCACCUAUCUCAUAGUAUAUAAUAAUUUAAAAAACAACGAAAAAAAUCAAACGAAGGGGUUCGUUGGUUAAAUACAUUAAAUUAAUAGCGGUGGUUAAUAUACAUUAAAUUAUGUAAUUCUAUUUUCUAUAAUGCUAAUAUCCAGAGAGCAAAAUGAGGAACGUUUAUAUGGAGAAGCGAUUAUGCCCUUUCUUCUAAGGAUAUUUUAUUAAGGUUGUGAUAUGUUUGCUCUAGCUCAUACUCAAUAGUAUAACUUGCUACUUAAGUUUCUUAAGGUGUAGUGUGAAAUAUAUUAACCUAAGUUUUCAACAUCGGUACAACAAAUUCCUUGAUAUGGGGUUAAAAACUGGGGCAAAACGGCAUUAUUACAGAUUCCUGAAAUAAUAGCAACAGACACAGUUUUAGUUAUCAAAUGUAUAAGAUUAGAUUAUGUUUGAAAAUGCACUUACAAUAUAAUAUGUACAAUGAAAUGUUAAAACAACACAACAUACACUUAAGAUUAAAUACCUUGGGAACAACACUUUUCUACUUCACGAGAUUAAAUAGUCAGACCAAGCGAAGUUGGCAAUGAUUUUGAUAGCCCAGCCUGUGCAAGUGUUAAGUAAACGUCAUAAUUUCAUAGAAGUUUGACAUUUAAAAUAACACUCGCACUGUCUGGGCUGUCAAAAUCGCUGCUAACCAAUCAUGGUCUGACUCUAGGGAACUUUUGAACUAAUUCAUAAUUCCGUCUGGAAGCGAUUCUUUGGAGUCCAGUAACUUUGCAGAGUUUUUUUAAAUAAUUUAAAUACUCGUGUUUUUUUUCGUGAAUUUAAGUCAUAUUCACUUACGCCCCCUUUUGCAUCGAUUUUUUAGUUUUUAACGUGAAUAAGGACCUCCUCAAAUUAAUAAGCUAGUUUUAAACCUUAUAAGAUGAAAUCUUUAAUAUCUUAUGAUUUAAAAGCAAUAAAUUAAGUGGCACUGAUGUCACAGUUGAGUAAAUACGUGUCAUUUGUUCGGGUACGCGUUGCCAUUUUAUACCAGCAGAUAAUUUACUAUUUAGUACUAGUUUAUAUGUAAGUAGUUAUAAAUGUUUCAUUCCUUGCCAUGAUUUUUUCUACAUUGUUUAAUUAUAUUUAAUUGUCGCUUGUCAGAAGAAUGAGAAAUGAAAUGACUUGUUUCGUUAAAUGAAAAUCUAAAUUAGUAUAUUUUCAUCGAUUAGACAGUUUCGCGAUUUUACCAACUACUCGAUAAUCCGGUAGCACCCAAAUAAUAAGCAAAAUAAAAUUCAUUUUAGGAAAGCUGUCCUAAUGUUGAGAAAUAAAAAUACUAUAUCGAACAGGAUUCAAAUUGUGAACGUAGAACAAAGAACAAAGAACAGUCUUAUAGAAAAUAAUAAAAAUAUCAGCAAGUCAUAAUUAGACAUCAUGUCAUCGAGGGAAAGAGAUUAUUAUUUGAAAUAAACCGAAUUAUUUCAUUACGUGAGCACGUUUUAUGCAACAUUGAGGAAGGAUUAUUAUCUAAUUUUAUACAUGUUAGUGUACAGUCACCAUCAGAUGUAUCGGAGCGGCCAACGUGCUCAAAAAUAACUGAACACACACUUUAACGAUAAUACGGGCUUCGUUCCGAUAUGUAUUUGUAAGCGCCUUGGCCGCUCCGAGUGUAGUAAAGGCAAUUAUUUUAUUUUAUAGCUUUUUUGGGAGAAAAAGGAAAGAUUUAAGAGUUGGUACUUAUUUAUAUCUUUAUUUAUCACAAUUGAUUUGACUUAUUUCAGCUAUAGCUUUAUAUUAAUCAAAUUAAUGUAAUUAAUGGUAAACAAUAUUUGACUCUAUAUAUUUAAACAAUAUAUAUCUGCCAUUUUCAUACAAAUAGAGUAACUGAAUGCACAAAAUCUAUUUACAAAUAGCUUUUAAUACUAUUGCUACUUAGCGAAAAGAAGUUUCGUAAUAAAUUUGGAACGCUGACAUAGGAUGGUCCUCAUGCCAAUUGUAGUAUAUGAUUAUUAUAUGUAUUUUGUUUUUGUAUUUGGGUUUAAAUAUAUAGGGUUAAAACAAUAAAAUAUAUCAUAAUAUUUGUAAUGAUCGUUGUUACGUGUUGCGCCUACCCUUGGUAGUUGGUACAGUUUGUAACAUAAAUAUGUAUUCAUUUUAACUUAUUCCAAUAUUGCGAGGUAAAAAUGUAUGAAUACAAAUUUAUCAAUGUGUCAGUAGGCGCGGUGCGCCUACCUAAUCGUAGCUCUAACUACUGGCUCUGAAGACUGACAAAUACAAAUUUGUAUAUGUAAGGUGUAUGCGGGUAAUAACGACUAUUUCAAAAUGUCGGUUAGUUCCGAAAAUCACCCACACUUCCAUCAAAUUAGAGUCCAUUUUAGGAAUUACGAAUAAUGUUUUUAAAAACCCGAAUACACCUUCCAGUGAGCUGCAACAUUGCUUGGACACAUUAUGAAUUAAUGAAUAAAGUGGCAAUGCAAGUUUACGACUGGGUGUACUUUUAAAAUUCGCGUCCUUUUAGACAUGCGCACCUAUACGCUCACAUCCAAAGUAAUCUUUUUAUCGCAACGCAGACAAAUAUAACAAAAGUUAUACUUUAACCAUGUGUGUGGGUUACGUAAACAAGAUUUUCAAAUGAAUAAACUUAGACACCUACAAUACAAGUAAGUAUGUAUCUAAGCACAGUUUGCAAGUUUUAAGGGCCAGUAGUUUGGGUCUAGAAUAUUGUCAUUUUGUAACGAUUUAUCUUAUCUUAGAUAGAUAUUAUAAUAAAUAAACUCCUACCAAAGA
Cydia pomonella (codling moth) is the source of this 10693-nucleotide messenger RNA. Its product is annotated as E3 ubiquitin-protein ligase RNF25. Gene Ontology annotation, molecular function: protein binding; ubiquitin protein ligase activity. The transcript has 7 exons. Gene Ontology annotation, cellular component: nucleus. Bases 756 to 1709 code for a protein of 317 amino acids. The record is from RefSeq and is a predicted model, not a curated record. Gene Ontology annotation, biological process: protein ubiquitination. Lineage: Eukaryota; Metazoa; Arthropoda; Insecta; Lepidoptera; Tortricidae.